Messenger RNA from Aricia agestis (brown argus), 838 nucleotides. RefSeq names its product androgen-induced gene 1 protein-like. The record is from RefSeq and is a predicted model, not a curated record. Lineage: Eukaryota; Metazoa; Arthropoda; Insecta; Lepidoptera; Lycaenidae. The coding region runs from base 90 to 794 and encodes 234 amino acids. The transcript has 2 exons. Gene Ontology annotation, cellular component: membrane; endomembrane system.
UUAAACGGUCGUGUUUAACUUAUAUUUAUUCCUACCACUACUACUAGGAACAGUUUCCUACUACUAUAUUACUAUUUCUCUGUGUUACUAUGUAUAGGCCUCUAUUUCACCUGUCGGUGGCAGCACUCAAUUCAUACGUGCUAUGGUACGACCAGAAGUAUGUGGAGCUGCCCUUCCCCACCAAGGAGAUGGGGGAACUGCCUCUGAAGGCGCGCUCCGUCUUCCUCACCAUGUGGUGUUUGUUACUACAAACGGUGUACUAUUACGUCUCGUUUCUGUGCGACUUCCUGGCGGAUAGCUCGCGGAAACGUCAUAUGCUGCACAAGAUCAGAGACGCCAUGUUCGCCGUCGCGUUUCCCUUGGCCAUCUUCGUGGCGGCGACAUUCUGGAGCAUCUACCUGGUGGACAGGGAGCUCAUCUUCCCCGAAACCUUGGAUAACAUCUUCCCGCCGUUCUUCAACCAAGUUAUGCACACCACAGUCGCAAUCUUCAUCGUUAUUGACCUGUUUAUUACGUACAGGGAGUACCCGACGAGAUCGGUCGGAUUCGGUCUCUUCAUGAGCAUAUUCCUCGUGUACCUGGUGUGGACCUUCUACAUCUUCGCCACCUGCAAGGCCUGGGUCUACCCCGUGUUUGACCACUUCACCUGGCCGCAGAGGAUCCUGUUCAUAGUCUUCAGCUUCGUGACAGGAGCGAGCUUCUACAUCGCUGGUGAGAAGGUCAACAGUAUGGUGUGCCCGAAACGAACCAAACAGAAAAAUGUGGCGACAAACGGAAAAUCAAAACACUCGUAGCAAUAUAGCGAACCCUAAAUAAAAUUAUUUAGUUAUUCACUUUA